AUGGCUCCAGUCACAGUGGAGCGCGUUGAGUCGCCUGUCACCGUCAGAGCCUACCUGAUGUGUGCUUUCGCCGCCUUUGCUGGAAUUUUGUUCGGUUACGAUUCAGGUUACAUCAACGGUGUCAUGGGCACUCAAGUCUUCAAGAAGGAGUUUGGUAGUUUCACUGGUGUCACUGAGACCAGUGCCAAUGGCUACAGCAUUGCUAGUGGCACUCAAUCCCUUAUUAUCUCCAUUCUCUCUGCCGGUACUUUCUUCGGUGCUCUCUUCUCGGGCGCGCUUGCCGAUUGGAUCGGUCGCAGAACCACUAUCAUUGCCGGGUGUGGUGUCUUCGCUGUCGGUGUUAUCCUUCAGGUCGCCUCCACCACCGUACCUCUCAUCGUCGUAGGCCGUCUUGUUGCCGGCGUGGGAGUCGGUUUCGUCAGUGCUAUAAACAUUUUGUACAUGUCUGAAGUCGCUCCUCGCAAGGUCCGAGGCGCAAUCGUAUCUUGUUACCAGUUCGCAAUCACGAUUGGUCUCAUGCUUGCCUCGAUCGUCACUUACGCUUGCCGCAACUACACAAACACUGGUGCCUACAGAAUCCCGAUCGCCAUCCAGUUCGCCUGGGCCAUCAUCCUUUCCAUCGGUCUCUUCCUCCUUCCUGAGUCUCCUCGUUACUACGUCAAGAAGCAGCAGCUCGACAGAGCCGCCAAGGCUCUCGCCCGUGUCCGUGGCCAGCCUGUCGACAGCCCAUACAUCGUCGAUGAGCUCGCCGAGAUUCAGGCCAACUUCGAGUACGAAAUGUCCGUCGGUCAAGUCAGCUGGAUCGGUAUGUUCUCUGGUGGCAUCACCAAUCGCAACUCGAACAUCCGCAAGGUCUUCAUCGGUGUCCUCCUUCAGAUGAUGCAACAAUGGACUGGUGUCAACUUCAUCUUCUACUUCUCGACCAGCUUCUUCGAGUCCAUUGGUAUCGAAAACGCCUUCCUGAUCUCCAUGAUCACUACCAUUGUCAACGUUUGCUCCACCCCUCUGUCUUUCUGGACCAUUGAGCGCUUCGGUCGUCGUCCCCUCCUGAUUUACGGUGCCAUCGGCAUGUGUGUCUGCGAGUGGAUUGUUGGUAUCACUGGUACUGCUGAUGCCGGCUCUCGCGCGUCUCAGAUCGUUCUUAUCCUGUUCACCUGUAUCUACAUUUUCUUCUUCGCCUCGACCUGGGGUCCCACCGCUUGGGUCUCGAUCGGAGAAAUCUUCCCUCUUCCCAUCCGUUCCAAGGGUGUUGCCAUGUCUACUGCCUCUAACUGGUUCUGGAACUGCAUCAUUGCCGUCAUCACCCCUUACCUUGUCGACAAGAAAGAAGCCGAUCUCGGUCCUAAGGUCUUCUUCCUCUGGGGUUCCACUUGCGCAGUCUGCAUCGCCUUCGCCUACUUCUUCGUGCCCGAGACCAAGGGCUUGUCUCUUGAGCAAGUUGACAAGAUGAUGUCCGAGGUAUCUGCACGCAAAUCGGCAGGUUGGGUCCCACACGACACCUUCGCUCAGGAGUUGGGCAAGGACUCUUCUGCCAUCGAGGAGAUUGUCCAUGAGUCCAAGGUUUAA
Aureobasidium musti is the source of this 1566-nucleotide messenger RNA. The record is from the annotation of a GenBank genome assembly. NCBI's taxonomy places the organism in Eukaryota, Fungi, Ascomycota, Dothideomycetes, Dothideales, Saccotheciaceae.